AUGGAGCUAUGCGAUGCCUCGCACACCUCAGGAGCGUCCAAGACCACCUGGGAGAAGGUGCUCUGGCGGCGACAGCCUUUUCCCGACAACUACGUCCCGCCGUCGUUCCUUGCGGAACUCAAAGACCUGCCUGUGCGUGCGCGCCCGAGCUUCACUGCGCUUGUGAUCACUGCUCUACCUAUAAGCCAGCAUCUAGGCGUAACAGCCUUAUUCUUAGCGGUGUUCUAUGGUCUCAUGGUCGGUGAACUAGGUGCCGGAGAGAUCGGAUGGACAUGUGUCCUUGGGGGCCUCGGAGCUUACAUGAUUCGACACGUUGGCUGGGGCACUGCCAGGAAAGCUUCCUCCACAGCUGACCGUGUUGCGAGCCUACUCCCCCCUUCGACUCCGCUCCGGCCCCUCAUGCUUCCUCCCCUACUCCUGUCGCUACUAUCCCCUGUGCUGGGCACGUUGACCAGCGCAACAACCUCCGACUCGAUCUGGCCACUCGCUGGCGGUCUCUUCUUUGUUCACCUCCUCUUGGCAGACUUUUCUACCGGUACCGAUGCCAGAAUUAGGCGGCUCGUUCUGCAGCGAAGAGAAGCCAAGCGACGAGGUAGUAUCAGCGCAGCUACCCAAUUGGAAGAGGUCCAAGAGAAGAGUCUGACCUCUUCACUAUCGCUUACAUCCGCCCUCUCAGCUUCAAUUGUACUGGCUUCGCGGCUGUCAUCCACGGCAGAGGUAUUCUCCCUAGUCCUGCUCGCCGUCGCCCUCUUUGCUGGCUGGCCAAAUAUAGCCAAAGGCAUCAGGGAGGCGGGCAAGGCCUACUCUCUGGUCCUCACCUUAUCCACAAUAUUGGCCGCCGUCUCCCUCUUCCCCUCGACGCUCCUCGCACCUGCGACCCUCAUUUUUGCGGCCGCCCUCUUUCUGGUCAACAUAGCGGGUCCUGGGAUGCUGUGGUAUGGCUGGCGCUGGAAGACGAGGCGGGGAGGUGGAUGGGACGUAGCGGUGGUGAGGGAUGGCGAUCGCAACUCGAGCGUUGACAACAUUUGGACCGCAACGGAUUUAGCCGAAGCUAAACUGGAGGGAUCGGAUACAUCAAUAGGAUAUGCUACCAAUAUCCGCAAUGAGACCUGCGACUGGCUCGAGGAUCCUGUCCGUCGUGGCUCGCUCACCACUGCGAGCUGCAUCGACGAUGCCCUCUCCAUCCCCUGCGUCAGCUACAUCGACUCGGCCGUGACUACCCGGACCCAGCGUACGGUUUCAACAAGCGCUUGCGGCGGACCUUUGAGAGUGAGCUACUGCCGAAAUGCUCGCUGA
Molecule: messenger RNA, 1296 nt
Organism: Dioszegia hungarica
Lineage: Eukaryota; Fungi; Basidiomycota; Tremellomycetes; Tremellales; Bulleribasidiaceae
Product: phosphatidylinositol N-acetylglucosaminyltransferase-domain-containing protein
Exons: 9
Coding region: 1-1296 (431 amino acids)
Biological process (GO): GPI anchor biosynthetic process
Cellular component (GO): glycosylphosphatidylinositol-N-acetylglucosaminyltransferase (GPI-GnT) complex; membrane
Source: RefSeq, a predicted model, not a curated record